Molecule: messenger RNA, 1068 nt
Organism: Aspergillus versicolor CBS 583.65
Lineage: Eukaryota; Fungi; Ascomycota; Eurotiomycetes; Eurotiales; Aspergillaceae
Product: glycoside hydrolase family 43 protein
Exons: 2
Coding region: 112-1050 (312 amino acids)
Biological process (GO): carbohydrate metabolic process
Molecular function (GO): hydrolase activity, hydrolyzing O-glycosyl compounds
Source: RefSeq, a predicted model, not a curated record
CGAGCUGAAACUUGUCACCGGAGUGCAAGACGUGACUGCGAGCCAGGAACCAGCUAUAAAGCCUGCAGAUGUCUCCGUACUCAAACAGUGUCGACAUUCAGUUCAAUCACAAUGCCUUCACAGCUGGUUACUCUCCUCCUAGCAGCAGGCCCUGCCCUGGCUCUGCCCACCCACGUCCUCAACACCGACUUCCCCGACCCAGCCGUCCUCCAAACAGACCAGGGCUACUACGCCUUCGCCACCCAGGGCAAUGGCGUCCGCGUCCAAGUCGCCCGCUCCGACGACUUCACGACCUGGUCUCUCCUCGAAGGCACAGAUGCCAUGCCAGGCCCAUUCCCGGAGUGGGUGAACCAGGACGACCCGCAGAUCUGGGCGCCGGAUGUCAUCCAACGCGAUGAUACAUUCAUCAUGUACUACUCGGCUAUUUCCGGCACAAACGGAAACAGGCACUGCGUCGCCGCUGCAACGUCCUCCUCCAUCGAAGGGCCCUACACGCCCGAAGCGGACCCCAUCGCCUGCCACACGGACCAAGGCGGCGCCAUCGACCCGAUGGGAUUCCAAGAUGAGGACGGCACGCGCUACGUCGUUUACAAGGUCGACGGGAACAGUCUAGGCCUGGAUUCUACGCCGUUGAUGCUGCAGAAGCUGCAGGGUGAUGGGCUGGGCCUUGAUGGGGAUCCUGUUCCGAUCCUGGAUAGGGAUGACGAGGAUGGCCCGUUGAUUGAGGCGCCUAGUCUGCUUAAGGUGGAUGGUACGUAUUAUUUGAUGUUCUCGUCGAAUAUGUAUGAUAGUCUGAACUAUGAUGUGAGUUAUGCGACGGCGCCGGCCGUUGCAGGGCCGUAUACCAAGGCUAAAGACCCGGAUGCGCCGCUGCUUGUUAGUGGGGAUGCAGGGAGUGAUGGGAAUUUGGGAGGGCCUGGUGGUGCGGAUUUCUUGGACGCGGGGAGGAUCGUCUUCCAUGCGUUCAAUAAUGGGCAGGAUAUUGGUAGUGGACGGGGGAUGUGGAUUGCUGAUAUUGCGAUUGGGGAUGGAAAGAUUACUAUCGUGUAGUUAAACUAGGUAUCGCUA